Cladocopium goreaui is the source of this 3277-nucleotide messenger RNA. The record is from the annotation of a GenBank genome assembly. NCBI's taxonomy places the organism in Eukaryota, Dinophyceae, Suessiales, Symbiodiniaceae.
UAUCGACAUCUCAGGCGAGGCCGUCUCGCUCCGGCGCGGCUGAGCCAUGUCGAACAACCAACAAGGAAAUGUGAUGUACUACUACCUGGCUAUGCCAGGGGCCAUGCCAGGGCAGAUGGGGCAGUAUCCCCAGAAUGGAGACGGAUCAAUGCAAGGGCAGACUGUGCCGGCCGUUUUUGGUGAUACCUCGCAGAUGCAAGGCUUCAACAUGGGAAAUCAGCAGUAUGGCUUCGUGCCAGCUCAAGAUAUGCAGAUGGGGCAGGCUCCAACCAUGAUGGCAAACGGAGCCAUGAACAUGGGUGGUCAGCAGGUCAUGCUUGUGAUGAAUAUGCCUGGGCAGCAGUCGAACCAGAUGAUGGAGGGAGGCCAUGGCAAUGCCUGGAAUCCAUGUGGGCAGGAUUCCAACAAUUCAGGCCAAAGUGGCCAAAACUCUGGUGUCAUGAUGCAGCAACAGUUUCAGCAGCAGCAGCAGCAGCAACAGCAGCAGCAGCAGCAGCAACCGCAACAGCAGCAAACGCAACAGCAGCAGUCACAGCAGCCGGUGCAGCAACAGCCCCAGCAGCAGCAACAGCAGCAGCAGCAGCAGCAGCAGUCACAGCAGCAGCCGCAACAGCAGCAGUUUCAGAUUACCCCGUCGCAAAAGCAAGGCGAAAGUCGGGCAGACAACAAAGAGAGCGAACAGUCGCAAAGCGCUGCGCCACAGACUGCGGCAAAGCCGGCGGCAAAAAGAAAAGGGCUUCAAAAUAAGAAGCUCGACAAGAAAGAGCCGUCCGCGACUGCAGAUAGUGCUGGGUCCGCUUCACAGCAAGCUAGCACCACCACUGGUGCAACUACUGGAACUAGCGCACCUGCGCCAGCGGCAGCUGAACCUGAGCGGCCAGCUGAGAGUCAGACACAGACAGCACAGAAAUCCAGAUGGCCACCGCCUGCAGCCUCGCUGGGUGCAACGUCACAGCGUUCAUUACCUUCAGGAUCUGCAUCUUCCAUCAAGGCCUUAAACUUGGAACCCCUUUUUAGCAAUGCACCAGCUCCAGGGCGCAUCAAGCCAAUCCCACGGAAGGAGCUUCUUCCGCUGGAUGUGCCUCAGCCAGCAGCUGAUGCAGCCCCGGCCCAAACCGAAGCUCCGGCUCCAGCCCCUCAGCCCAAGCCCACCCCAGCACCCACUCCAGCCACUACCCCAGCUCCAGUGCCUACACCAACUCCAGCAACCCAGGGAACUCCGAACACAACCAAGAAGAACUUCAAGCUGAAGAAUGCAGCUCUCACAAGAACGAAGACGACAGAAACAGAGGGUCAGAACAAGGAGAACAAGGAAAACAAGGAGAACAAGGAAGAGAAUUCAGAGAAGCCGGUUGCAGAGCUUCCUCUGGUUUCCAAUAUCCCCGAAGAGAUCCCAUCGGCCAGGCAAGUGAACCAAGUGAAGCUGAUGCCAGCCGACAAAGUCUUUGACAGGGAGCUGAUGUUGCGGAUUUGGAGGCUGCAGCGCAGUGAAGUGCAUGCUUCAGUGUCGGGCCUGGGCACUGGGGAGCGUCCUGCUGAAAGAGUGCCAGAGAGGCGCCAAAAUCCCCGAUCAACACCCAACACUGAAAUCAGAAGGCCAACUCGGAGGGAUCCAGGAAAUGUCCUCAAACAGGGAGAGAAUGCUUAUAGAGUCACAGAGCCCACUAGUCGUUUGGAAGAGUUGGGCAGGAGAGUUCGUGCUUUGUUGAACAAGAUUUGCCCAGACAACUUGAAGACAAUUGUGGAAACCCUGGCCAGCAUUGAGUUGCAGAAGGCUGAAGAGCUGGAGUAUGUCAUCAAGAUCAUUUUCGGGAAAGCGCUGGUCGAGCCGCACUAUUGCGAAACGUAUGCAGACAUGGUUUUCGCUUUGCGCACACGCUACCCGGAAUUCCCUGCAGAAAAUGAGGGAGAAAAGCCGCACAGUUUCACCCGAGUUUUGCUCAACACAGUCCAGAAUGAGUUCGAAAGUUUGCCAACAACUUUCGAGCCCACAGACGAUGACAAAGCAAAGUUCCCCAACCCAGAAGACUUGCAGAUCGAAAUGAAGAAGAGGAAGGGCAAGAUGCUUGCGAACAUGAAGUUCAUUGGCAAUCUCUUUUUGCGACAGUUGCUUGCUGUCAAGGUCAUCGGACAGGUGGUUCACGACCUGGUCGGCAUCAAGGAAGGAAAUGCUCUUCCAGAGGAGCACAUGAUCGAAUGCGUUUGUGAGUUACUGCAAGCGAUUGGGUUCACGCUGGAUGAAACUACGCAGGGAGAGUCUUUGAUGAACUCUUUUGCUUCGAGACUCAAAGAUAUUUCAUCCAUUCGAGUUGGGGGCAAGGCCGCUUUCGGCAAGAGAAUCCAAUUCUCGAUCGAAUACUUGCUCGACCUUCGCAAGAAUAAGUGGCAGAAGAAGCUCUUCAAGGAGCAGGCGAAGACGAAGGCGGCUGUUCGCGAUGAGUUUGAUCGAGAGGCUCGACAACACGGUCGUGGAAAUGCGCCGGAUAGCAUGUUCUCCGUCCAGACGGUUGGAGUGAGACCUGCAUACAUUGAUGACAUCGCAAAUCAGAAGAAGCGCACGAAGACGGAUACAGGCCCACAGAAGGUGAAAUUUGAUCAAGCUUAUGUGAAGAAGAUUUGCCAAUACUUCGGAGAAGAGAAAGACGGGGAAUCUCUCCAGACGGACUGGGCAAAAGCUCAGCCAAGCGACAAGGAAACAAAGCAAGGAGUCGAGUGGCUCUUGGAGACGGGUUUUGACGACGACAAGAAGGCUGACAUUGUCGCGGUAACCCUUGCCGAACUCAUGAAAAGGCGCCUGGUCCCAUGGGACACUUUGAAGGAAUGCUUCUCAGCAUCGCUUUCGGGUUUGCCAGAAUUGAAGAUGGAUGCUCCCCAUUGUGAUGUCAUGGUCCAUUGUUUGGUUGCACGCCUGCUAAUGUUGGAGAAUUUCAACCAGGUUGUACUGAAGCCCAUCCAGACUUUUGUCUCCCACAAUGAGAACAGGGACCUUGGUUGGAGUUUACUGCUUGGCAUUAUCAAGAAGUUGAAGACUGAGAAGGCUAACGACAUCGUUAAAAAGGCGCUUAGCAUUAGUGAGUUUGCGUCCUGUGCUGCAACAGCCAGGAAUACAACUGUCUCAGAUGCCAAGAAGCUGCUAGAAUCAGCGUAGUUGGACUCCGCCUGGCUGGAACCAGCAGAGCUGGAAUCAGCGCAGGAGCCGCCGUGUUUUGUUGGGCUUUUCAUUUUCCCGCACAGGUAGAAACGAAGCUGUGGCUGACUCUGCCCUUGGAGAAGCGUG